This is a messenger RNA of Seriola aureovittata, 1533 nucleotides long. RefSeq names its product tumor necrosis factor receptor superfamily member 14-like. Gene Ontology annotation, biological process: defense response to Gram-positive bacterium; defense response to Gram-negative bacterium; positive regulation of T cell migration. Bases 384 to 977 code for a protein of 197 amino acids. Gene Ontology annotation, molecular function: transmembrane signaling receptor activity; protein binding. The record is from RefSeq and is a predicted model, not a curated record. Gene Ontology annotation, cellular component: membrane; external side of plasma membrane. The transcript is spliced from 7 exons. NCBI's taxonomy places the organism in Eukaryota, Metazoa, Chordata, Actinopteri, Carangiformes, Carangidae.
UUGUGAUAAGGAAGGAAGAGGAGGAGCUGUGUCAGGGUGAGACUGAAGUGUUGAGUCCUUGUUCGAACUCUUUGACCAACCUGCAGCAGCCUGAACUCUCUCUCCUGAUGUUUGUCUGAGUGUAAAUAUGAAAACCAGCAUCGAUUCUUCUCAUCCUCCAUUGCCUCGACCAGCUGCCACCUGUUCAUAUGAACCUAAAACACUGGACUAAACCACAGCUGUUUGGAUUGGACUUCUUCUGUUGUCUCAUUGUACCUGGAAAUCUGCACCUUCAUACGGUCCUUAAUAUCGCCUCCUAACUUUUCAAAAACCCAGCGAAGCUCAUAUGUCCGAGGCCACGUGAAGUGCUCGUAUCUGUGUGACCGGGAAGUGUGUGGGAGGAUAUGUCUCACAGCAGCGACGAUGUUCUUCUCUUAUUUUGGACGUUAAAACUCACCUCAUCCCAGAUCACAGAGAGAUGGUGUCUUCAUACCCUGAAACCUGCCGACCUGCUGUUUGAGAUGACUUCUAGAAGAAAUCAUUACACAGCUGCAUCUUUGUUGAUACUUAUGAUCAGAGUCUUCAGAGGAAAUACCCUGACAUGUCAUCCAGCAGAGUAUCAGACAGGAAAUGAAUGCUGUCCUAUGUGUCCACCUGGAAGUAGAGUUAAAACAGAUUGCACAGAGUUCAGGAGUACCUCCUGUCUGCCCUGCAUAGAAGGAACAUUUGUGAAUCAACCCACUGGACUUAAACAGUGUUUUCCCUGCUCAAACUGUGAUCCAGGUUCUGGUCUGAGGAUAAAGAGUUCAUGUACAACAAUAUUAGAUGCAGUUUGUGAAGCACAGGAAGGAUUCUACUGUACUGACUUGACAAAGAACAGCUGUGUGGCAGCAGAGAAACACACAAGAUGUCAACCAGGACAAUACAUCAGUCAAACAGGCUUCUCUCUGGAGACUUGGUUUCUUAUUCCACACAGCCAGGCCAACCUCAGGCUGUAGCUUACUGCUGUGGCUUGGUAAAUCUCACCCAUAGUGCCGAUGGUUAGUCAGCGCUGAAAUGAGCUGAACAGACGCUCAAAUUCAGACAAAUGCUCCAGCUGGAUUUUGUGUGGAACCAUUGGACCCUCUGGGCAGACCAACACAGUGCCAGUGAUAAUGUUCAAAGUAGUGGUAAAAAGAUUAAAAACUGAAAACGUAGUUGGAGAGGCCGAACAAAAAACUAGUAAGUAAAAAUAUGGCCGAUUUAUAGCAGAAACACUUGGAGAAACCAAAUCCUGAGGGUGGUGACUGUUUUGUCGUUUUCAAAAAAGACAUGCCUGACCUUCUCUGUUUGUUUGAGGCCAUUGAAAAUGCUGGUAGCAGCUGUGAAACAUUGGAUUUUAUUCUCUGUGCCACAAUCUACCAAUCUGCCAAGACACAGCUACACCAGACUCAUGCUUCUUGAUGCGGAUGGUCUGGUAGCUGUUGGUGUCCCCUGCUCACUGAUAUCUGCCUGCUGCCGCCCAAACCACUGAUCAGAUAGGACAUGGUGCCAAAACGUAUUUGCAUGAAGCAC